AUGAUUAGUCGUGGGCAAGCCCAAGAACGUAAUUCGGCCGGCCAGAGGAUCCACACGCUGUUCUCUGUAGAGUGCCAUAACUACUUCGAUUGGCAGACAGUAGGCCUCAUGCACAGCUAUCGUAAGGCCCAACAGCCCGGCCCCAUUACCCGACUCCUAAGCUGCAAAGAGGAGGAGAAAAGGAGUUACAGGGGCAUGCAUUUGGCCCCCACAUUUGAGGUUCCUUCCAUCAGUAGGCACCCCAAGACUGGUGAUUGGUAUCAUGCAAUUAACAAACUAGCUGGGAUUCUGCAUUGGCUAAAACAUAGUGAAGAUUCAGAAAAUGUGGAUUGGGUAGUAAUUUUAGAAGCAGACAUGAUCAUUCGAGGCCCAAUUGUACCGUGGGAACUUGGUGCUGAGAAAGGCAAACCUGUUGCUGCAUAUCAUGGAUACUUGGUUGGAUGUGACAAUGUUCUUGCUAAAUUGCACACAAAGCACCCUGGAUUCUGUGACAAGGUCGGUGGGCUUUUAGCCAUGCAUAUUGAUGAUCUUCGAGCAUUAGCUCCCUUAUGGCUCUCGAAAACAGAAGACGUGCAAGAAGAUAGAGCUCAUUUAUCUGCAAAUCAUACUGGUGACAUAUAUGGAACGAGUUGGAUCAGUGAAAUGUGUGGAUAUUCAUUUGGAGUGUCCGAGGUGGGACUCUGCCACAAGAUAAAUGAUAGCCUGAUGAUUUACCCUGGUUAUAUUCCCCAGGAAGGCAUUAAUCCCAUUCUUUUGCACUAUGGCCAGCCGUUUAGGGUUGGAAAGUGGUCGUUCAGUAAAUUAGAUCACCAUGAAGACAAUAUUGUGUAUAAUUGUGGGCAUCUCUUUCCUGAACCUCCUUAUCCUAGAGAGGUAAAAGAAAUGGAAGCUGAUUCGAACAAAAGGCGGGCAUUAUUACUUAGCAUAGAAUGUAUAAAUACUCUGAAUGAAGGCCUAUUGUUACAACAUGCAGCACAUGGUUGCCCUAAUCCCAAGUGGUCGAAAUUCUUGAGUUUCUUUAGGAGCAAAACAUUUGUGGAAGUAACUCAGCCCAAAUUAUGGACUCCUGGAAGUCGUCAAAUCAUGGAAGUUAAUGUCCAGUCAGAAGAUGAUGGUGAUCCUGCAAAGUCGCGCCCAAAAAUUCAUACCAUUUUCUCAACAGAGUGCUCCACUUACUAUGAUUGGCAAACUGUGGGGCUUGUCCACAGUUUCCACCUGAGUGGCCAGCCUGGAAAUAUCACGAGGCUUCUUAGUUGUACAGAAGAGGACUUGAAGCAAUAUAAAGGACUUGAUAUAGCUCCCACCCAUUAUGUUCCAUCCAUGAGCCGGCAUCCUGUAACUGGUGAUUGGUAUCCUGCAAUACAUAAACCAGCUGGAGUUGCACAUUGGCUGGAUCGUGCAAAGAUUGAUGCUGAUUACAUAGUAAUCCUUGAAUCUGACAUGAUAAUGAGAGGAUCAAUUACACCAUGGGAGUUCAAUGCAGCUCCUGGCAGGCCUGUUGCAACUCCUUAUGACUACCUGAUUGGCUGUGACAACGAGCUAGCAAAAAUCCAUACCCGUAAUCCCAAUGCUUGCAACAAGGUUGGAGGAGUGAUUAUAAUGCAUAUAAGCGACCUCAGGAAAUUGGCUUUACUUUGGCUCCACAAAACUGAAGAGCUCCGGGCUGAUAGAGCUCAUUGGUCAAAAAACAUAACUGGGGACGUUUAUGAAUCUGGUUGGAUUAGCGAGAUGUAUGGUUACUGCUUUGGUGCAGCAGAGUUGAGUUUGCGGCAUGUCAUAAGCAAUGAGAUCUUAAUAUACCCAGGAUCUGAUCCUGUACCUGGUGUCAAGUACAGAGUAUUUCACUAUGGCUUGGAAUUUAGGGUUGGUGAAUGGAGCUUCGAUAAAGCGAGAUGGAGACACGUGGAUUUGGUUAAUAAAUGCUGGGCUAAGUUUCUUGACCCUCCUGAUCCAUCGACCCUUCAUCAGUCUGACGAGGGUGCGUUACAGCGUGACUUGCUCAGCAUAGAGUGUGCAAAAAAAUUAAAUGAAGCUCUACACGUACACCAUGAGAGAAAGAAAUGCCCGAAUCUUACUUCCUUGUCCAGUCCUAACCCCAAGAUCCCGGUUUCCUCUUUGUUACACUCUCCAAAUCGUGAGACACAUGAUCCCCAUUCCUUGCAACCUCCAAAUCGAGAGACCACUAGUGAAAUUACAACUUCGCGGAAAUUAGGAAAGUUUGAUGAAGCGUCGAGACAUUAUUCCAAGCCAGAGAAUGAAUCUCAGGAUUUAUUGCUACUUUCAGUUACCAAUCAAACAUUCACUUCUGUGAGAUUUUGGAUCAUUGUGCUUUGGGCAGUUGCAGUCUUUGGUUUUGUGGCAUUGAUGUCAGCAAUGCUAUCCAGUCGUAAAGGGCAGAAAAGAAGAGGUAGAAGUUUUAAGACAAAGAGAAGAACCACGUACUCAGCUGUGUUGUGGGCUUCUCAUUCUACAAUGGGAGACUCGGCUUGUCUUAUGCAUGGCUUCUCUUAUGCCUCUGCCAUACCCAAUGAAGACAAACAGGGGAACCCAAUGCACGCUCUUGGGGAGUCAAUUUCAUUUGGGAGGUUUACGUCGGAAUCUUUGUCUUGGGAAAAAUGGUCCUCCUUUUCAUCCCACAAGCGUUACGUAGAAGAGGCCGAGAGAUAUGCGCAGCCGGGAUCAGUUGCGCAGAAGAAGGCUUUCUUCGAAGCUCAUUACAAGAGAAUUGCUGCUCAAAAAGCAGCAGCAGCAUUGGUUGAUCAAGAAAAUGCUGCCAACAACGUUGAAACUAAAGUUAGCGGAGAUCAUGCUAAUGAUUUGCAAGAACAAGGGGACGAGUUAAAGAAGCGGAUUGGAAAGGAAGAUUUAGGACUCUAUGCUGGUAAUCAUGGUGCAAUUGCUGAAUCAAACGAAGUGGAAACUGGGAAAGAUGUUGUAAAUGGUGUAACUGAGGCCUCGGGGGAGAUUCUGAUGAGGAAAAAUUCAUCUAACGAGAUACAUAAUUUUGUGAAUCAAGAACCAGCAUCUGGAUCAGAGACUAGUGGUGGAACACCACAGAUGGAGAAACCUCUAUUGAAGAAUUCCGUCCAAACCGACUAUAAUCCAUCUGUGACAAGCAAGAAAAGAUCAGCUCUUUCCUCAUUCAAGUCAUCUAUUCACCAUAAAACGUCUAAAGUUCCAUUUACACCUGCCAAGCCAAUUACUCCUCAUUUCAAGAAAGAACACAAUGUCACAAGGAAGUCUAAUGUAGACUCCAUGGACAAAAAGAAGUCCUCUCAGAAAUCUCUGCGCACGUUGAUUAAUAUGGUUCCUGCUAAAGAACCAGAUAAAGUACCUAUUCCUUCGAACGAAAGAACUGAAAGUUCAGGCGUUCCUCCAGUUUCGUCCAAGACACGAAAAGAUUGUGCGACUCCUCUGAAGACUCCAAUUGGGGUUGCUAAAUAUAAGGUGUCAAAAUAUAUAGCAGCAACGCCUAGAUCAGAAGAUAGAAGGAACAAAGCAUCAAUUGAUCCCUCAGCUUUAGGAAGCAAAACAAGCGGCCCCAAAUGGCACAUUUUAUCAGCAGUUUGCCCCAAGUCAUUGACGGCCUGCCGGAACAAAUUACAAUCACCAACUUUAUCCACUCCAUUUAGUCUGAGAACUGAAGAAAGAGCUGCCAGAAGAAAACAGAAACUCGAGGAGAAAUUCAAUGAUAAGGAGGCGCCAAAGGUGCAACUACAAACAAAACUAAGGGAAAAAGCAGGAAAUGAAUUUAGAAAAUUGAGUCAAAGCUUUUGCUUCAAAGCUCGCCCGCUACCUGAUUUUUACAAGGAACGAGAAAUACCAAAAAAUCAGAUGAAAAAGAGUUCAGUAACACAGCCAGAGUCAACGAGAAAAACCUAUUCAGGCAAGAAGCUAGGCAAUGUCUCAAUGCCACCACCUCCUCCCCCUCCAACAUUUUUGACUAAGAAGAAUGGUACUUCCAAGAAUGUAUCGAAAAAGAAAAUUGUAACCCCAGCCGAUGUACUCACAUCACAACCAGAAAGGAUCAAUCAUGAGAACAAAAGCCCAAAUAUUCAGCAAUGA
This is a messenger RNA of Fraxinus pennsylvanica, 4065 nucleotides long. The record is from the annotation of a GenBank genome assembly. NCBI's taxonomy places the organism in Eukaryota, Viridiplantae, Streptophyta, Magnoliopsida, Lamiales, Oleaceae.